CGUGCAGCAGCAGCAGCAGCAGCAGCACUUCGUGUUCAGCAGCAUCUUUCUGCAGAUCUGCGCUCUUUACUUUCUGACUCUCCUCCUCCAAACAAAAGCACUCAGAGCAUCGGAAACAGAUCAGAGCUCUAAGCUUCUCGUUUCGCCGUGAGAUCAUUUCAUACAUCAGAGGUGUUUGUUUUGUUUCUUUUUUUUUUAUUUCUCCGUCGUCGGAGGGUUUAUUUUGAAACCACUCCAGACCUCAAACAACCGGACUUCUCUCUCUGACUCCACACCUCAACAAGGAAAAUGGGGAAACAGAACAGCAAGCUGACCCCUGAAGUGAUGGAGGACCUGGUGAAGAACACAGAGUUCAACGAGCACGAGCUGAAGCAGUGGUACAAGGGAUUCCUGAAGGACUGCCCCACCGGCCGACUAAACCUGGAUGAGUUCCAGCAGCUCUAUGUCAAGUUCUUCCCUUACGGCGAUGCAUCUAAGUUUGCCCAACAUGCCUUCAGGACCUUCGACAAGAACGGUGACGGCACCAUCGACUUCAGAGAGUUCAUCUGCGCCUUGUCCAUCACAUCACGGGGCAGCUUCGAGCAGAAGCUCAACUGGGCCUUCAACAUGUAUGACCUGGACGGAGACGGCAAAAUAACGCGGGUGGAGAUGCUGGAGAUCAUUGAGGCAAUCUACAAGAUGGUUGGCACGGUGAUCAUGAUGAAAAUGAACGAGGACGGCCUGACGCCCGAGCAGAGGGUGGACAAGAUCUUCUCCAAGAUGGAUAAGAACAACGACGACCAGAUCACGCUGGAGGAGUUCAAAGAGGCGGCCAAGAGCGACCCGUCCAUCGUAUUACUGCUGCAGUGCGACCUCCAGAAAUAGGCCGGGACGCAGCAGAGAGCGCUCCACCAGCCGCCACGGACUGCACAGAAAGAAUUUCAUGUUCCAUUCAGUUUGCAGCUAUUUCCACUGAAAAAAAAGAUAAUAAUAAUAUAUGCUUGGACUACCUUUCAAUGGAUCUGCUUCUUGUGUUUGAAACACUCGUGUGCAUGAGAAUGUUAUUUGCUAUAAAAACAUCUACACACGGUAUUCAGCAGUGUGCGGGGGGGCACACUCAACGCCACACAUCCAACACCUGCAAACACACACAACUCUACAUAUAAACAACUUACACAAUCAAUACAUAUAUAUGAAGAAAUAUAAAUAUGAAGAUAUAUAUAUUAAAAUUAUUUAUAGACCAACUGCCAAAAUGUGAAGUGUGCAAAGUACUUUCCUUUCAGUUUACCUCUACUGAAGCUUGCGCAUCAGUGAUGUGCUAACGUUAAACUUGCCGCUACUCUAUUUAUUGUUCCGAUGCUAGCUGUGUGUGUUUUCACGAUACCGUCAAAGCGAACCAAAUUCCUACAACCAUGUACCGUCCUUCGUAAAAAAACUCCACCCGUCUUUUCUUAUAUUAGCUCUAAGCGGGGUGGAUUAGCGUCCGCUCCACUUCUCCCGCAGAAACGAGCCUGUUCUGUCCGUAAAUACGAUGUUAUUCAUUUGCAUGCCUUUAGGUUCUGCCUUAAAAGUCUCGUUUCCUUUCGGUGAUUGAAGACAGAAAGCCUUACAACGCAGUGACUCUGGAGGGAAAGCGUUUUCUCUGAGCGGAGGGAAGAUGAAGCAGCCUUAUACGGGGCUGUGAGCUUUGCGAUGGGUUGAGACGCUUUCCUUGGAUUGCUUUACCUGUGGGAGCAUGUUUCUGUGUAGAUUAGCUGUGCUGUAUGUUGAACUGAAUCCCCCGCCCGACGCAUUUCAAACGCGCUAUUUCAUUUCUAGUUGGCUGAAGCAGUGAUGAAGACAGCGCCAUUUUGGAAGAACCAUAAAGAGUGCUACAUUUGCAGAUCUUUGAGGCAAACUCCAUGAAAGAAAGUGAUUUUAAAUGGAUGAGCUGAAGAUAAAUAGGGAAAAACACAGUAAUUCAUAAAGAGCAUUUUUUUUAUCAGGAUUUUCAUUAUGGUUGCAUAUCUUUGAAAUAAAUUUGGAGUGUUUGAGUGUGGAAGUUACCCAGAGAUGAGGUUUCUGUGAUGAGAUUAGCAGUAGGUGUCAUUCCAUCACAUGCUGUUAGCCCUUAAGGUAAAACCUGGCAUUUAGUAGGUUUAUACAAUUUGCCCUCCUCAGUCCCUCCAUGUUUCUUUUACCAGUCAGUCCGAUUUUUGUACGUUUUGUUUUACUCCCUUUAGUUUCACUUUUCACAAAAUAAAAAAACUUAAUUGAUGUUGUACCGCCUAAAAAAGAUGUGAAUAUCUGCCCUCCAAUGUAUUCCACACUUUAAUUCUAGGGUCAACAGAAGAAUGAAAGAGAUUUGGCGAAAAGUGCAGCAAAAAUUUUAAAAAAGUUGGUCCAGCGUCAUUUCAGCAGUUGGGAUUAUCUCCUGUAAAAUGACCACUCUAAAACUUUACAUUAACACCUUCGGCUUCAUGAUUCUAACCACAACCCUGUGUCUGCUGUAAUGAUACCAAACGGGAGAAAUGUCAAAAGUGUAAAAAGAUUUUUUGUAACAUGUAUUGUGUCCCUGACGACAUGGCUGCACUACUCCCUGUGUUGUGAUUUACUCUAAUAAAAUAAACUCUAUGGGC
Messenger RNA from Cyprinodon variegatus (sheepshead minnow), 2597 nucleotides. Its product is annotated as visinin-like protein 1. The transcript is spliced from 4 exons. The coding region runs from base 289 to 864 and encodes 191 amino acids. NCBI's taxonomy places the organism in Eukaryota, Metazoa, Chordata, Actinopteri, Cyprinodontiformes, Cyprinodontidae. Gene Ontology annotation, molecular function: calcium ion binding. The record is from RefSeq and is a predicted model, not a curated record.